GCGGGCAGUCGGACCAUGAGGUCGGCGGGGCCGGCGCUGCACGUGUUGCAGACGGUGCAGGCGCUGCACGUGUUGCAGGCGCUGCUGCUGCUGCUGCUGCUCCUGCUGCAGGCCGCGCGCGGACAAGCUCCGGCCGCUCCAGUUUCACCUGCCAGCAAUCAUACCAGUGCUACAUCAGAACUUCUGGCCAACUCGACAACUAUCGACUCCAACACCACAUCCAAUUCUACCAGACCUAAGUUAUCUCCAGUUCCUCCCACCUCCAACACCACAGUUGGUACUUUAAAACCUGCAGCAUCCAGUACCUCGAAACCAAAUGCCACAACAACGCAGCCUUCCAGUACCUCAAAAUCUCCAACGGUGUCGAUGACGACGACAACAACAAGCAUCGCUCAAAACACAUCCCACAUCUCCAAAACCUCUGCAGUGACAGUGCUCAACAACACAGGCAUGGCGGCUUCUGCCUCAUCAAGCGUGGCAACAAAUAUUGAUGCCAAAUUAAGCAGAGGAUCAAAAUUUGAUAUUGGAAGUUUUAUAGGUGGCAUCGUAUUAACCCUUGGACUCUUAUCUGUUCUGUACAUUGGAUGCAAAACCUACCAUUCCAGAAGAGGUAUUCGCUACAGAACUAUCGACGAACACGAUGCCAUCAUUUAAAGAAAAUCCUUCCAGGGGAUGGCAGAAGGAAAGAAGCACGUGCCACCCCUCCUGGCUUUGUGCUGUUCUUUCUUUUGAAAACUGCUCCCUUCCUGAAAGCAAUAUAAAAGGACAGAACUUGCAAAGUACAGCAUAUUCUUUCUACGAGUGAUGGGCAAAAAUUAUUUCAUUAUUUACAGGUAACAGUUUUCUUUUUUUUUAAAGGCACUUCAGAGUAGGGAGGUCACAGGUGUAAUUUUUUCCACGCAUACCCACUUGAAGUCAAAUCCGUCUUGGCCAGGGAUAAAGGAACUAUUUUGGCCAGUGAAACAGGAUGUCUGUGGUCCAGGCAGUAGCCAAGAGCGGGGCCAAGGGAAAAGGGUUGAACUCUUGAGAGGCAGCCUCGGCGGCCCAUUGUAGCUCUUUCCCUCCCCUGUUCCUGGCCUCAGGAUAACUGUGGGCCGGGAGGUUACCACUGCCCCCCGGCACCGGAACGGAACAGGGCAGGGACCGCCGUGGGUGCCACAGGCUACAUUUUGUCCAUCACCAGUUUGGGGAUAGUGAUGGACAGUCAGCAUAGGCCACAGAGAGGCAAUAAUGGGAAAGCAGCAGCCCCCAGGCUUCCCUGCCCUCAGAGCUGUCCGAAAGCCAAGCCCGCAGCCAUUCUCCCACCAAUCCCACAGUCCAGGUGCUCCACUCUGGAAGCAACACCUUCCCAUCUCAGGCAGCUAGCCCCUCAGCCUCUAACUACUGAGGAGACGCUCUAGGCAUAAGCUCCUUGCGUUUCAUGGAAGCUGUAACCACCCUCCCUCCGUCUUUAAAACGAACAUCUAGCAUCCUGACUGCCUCUCUGGUUUAAACCCAUUUUCAACCCUUUCUUUGUACUAAGCCUGAGACUAGAAUGACAUCUCCCACACAGAGAAGUUCAUCUGAGUGGACUCUUUAGAGGUUUUGAUUCAAGCCAUUAAUGGCAGGAAAAAUGCAGAUUCUUUUUUUUUUCCUUUAGCUUGGCUUCAUUCAACCCAGUAAGCAACAUUACAGUUUGAGGGAACUUUAGCUGGUCAGUAACUUUAGCUGGCCCCUAUGACUUUCCAGAGGCAAGUUCUAUGUUUUGGGUAAAGAACAGUGAGCUCCUCGGUGGGGAGUAUAGUCAUGAAUCCCAAGAGAGACAUCUCAGGGAUGGAGCCCUGCGCUGACUGAAAAAUCAGGGCCCCCAGCUACGUGCCAGUGGAAUUGAAGGUGGUAAGGCGCGGACGUGCCGGCUUGGCUUGAGGUGGAGCUGGCAAAGUGCAUCCGUGGGCUGCUAGGGCCUUGAGGAGCCUGAAACCAGGGGGAAAGCAGCAGUAAGGGAGAGAGGGCGUGGGUUACCGUUUCAAGAGGAGAUUGGGAUUUCAUCUCCAGGACCUUCUGCUCCAGCAGGAAAAAUUCCAGAAAAAUCAGGUCAGUCUCAACAGUCUUGCCAGAACUGAGUCUCGGUGGCUGUAAUAAACCAGCAGAAAAUGAAAACACAUAUCAGGCUGAAUCCAAACACACUGUCCAGCUAAUUCAGGCCCCCAGAAUACAUUUGGACCUCAAAUAUUUUGAUGUUUAAUGAGGAAGAUAGGAUUUUGAUGGGUGGGCAUCUACAGUAACUGGAUGAUUAAAGGUAAAGUAAAUUUCAAUCAUCCCUUCAUUGACAUGUUUUAGACACCAAGCCUAGAUAGUACGAGCAAAAGAAUAUUUGUUUCUGUUCAGUCUUGAAGUGAGAGAGUCUGUCAGCCACACAUCGUAGUCAUCUGGUUUGUGGAACAAAGAGUUCAAGCAGAUAGUUAAUCACAAUGCCUCACAAGUCUAGAGAACAGCCACCCACUAGCAAUGCUGAAGCAAUCCUCUUUGUGGUACCACAGAAAUACAGGUUUGAAGGUUACUGGAAGCUGAAGUGCAGGGUAAAUUUCAAACUGGCUUCUUUUAGGGCUUUGAGCAAAGCAUUCAAGCCAUGAUUUUGGUUUGUUCCUUUUGAAAAUGAGGUGGCUCAUAUCUUCUUCACAGGUAUUUUAUAGGGCUUAGUUAAGGAUCCCUGCCUCUCUGCAGCUAGUAUUUCCAGUCAAAGAACUUUUGAAUAAUGGAGCCAACCAGGAUUCCUUUGUUUAAUAUUUGUAUAGCACUUUGAAGAUGAAAAGCUCGGGUUCAAUAGUCAGCACCACUAUUCGCUUUGAAAUGUUUAACUUUGUUUUGAUAGAAUAUGGGCCUUUUCCUCUUUUAUACAAAAUACUUUGUAAAAAUAGAAUUCAAGCAUAUAGUCUAUACACAAUUUAAUUUUGCUUUUUCAGCAACACUUUUAAAGCAAAAACCUAUUUUAUUAUCUAAGCAUUGAUUUUGGUAUUUUCUUGUAUUGUGCAACUGAGAUACACUGACUUAUUUUCAGAUAAUAAAAUAAAAAUUUGCACUCAGUGACCAGAAAAA
Molecule: messenger RNA, 3075 nt
Organism: Tachyglossus aculeatus (Australian echidna)
Lineage: Eukaryota; Metazoa; Chordata; Mammalia; Monotremata; Tachyglossidae
Gene: TMEM123
Product: transmembrane protein 123
Exons: 4
Coding region: 16-654 (212 amino acids)
Cellular component (GO): cytoplasmic vesicle
Source: RefSeq, a predicted model, not a curated record